Teleopsis dalmanni is the source of this 1128-nucleotide messenger RNA. RefSeq lists its product as uncharacterized. Bases 1 to 1128 code for a protein of 375 amino acids. The record is from RefSeq and is a predicted model, not a curated record. The transcript has a single exon. NCBI's taxonomy places the organism in Eukaryota, Metazoa, Arthropoda, Insecta, Diptera, Diopsidae. Gene Ontology annotation, molecular function: nucleic acid binding. Gene Ontology annotation, biological process: DNA integration.
AUGAAACACUAUCAUGUUGCCUACAAACAUCAAAAUCAAGCUACCAUUAUCAACGCUGUACGCCAAAAGUUCUGGAUAAUUGGUGCCAAGCCAUUUUUGAAAUCAGUCCAACGCAAUUGUAUGGAAUGCCGCCUUGAAGCCGCCAAGCCAGCGCCACCGUUAAUGGGUCAGCUCCCAGUCGACCGUAUAACGUCGUAUGUACGACCGUUCUCAUACACAGGUGUUGACCUGUUUGGACCAUUACAUGUUAAUAUUGGUCGUCGCCGUGAGAAGCGCUGGGCUGUCAUAUUCACAUGCUUAACAGUACGUGCUGUACAUAUAGACAUCGUCGAUAGCUUAUCAACUGAUGCGUUCCUAGUAUGUUUCCGCAGUUUUAUUAACCGUCGUGGUACGCCAGUCAGAAUGUGUAGUGACAAUGGCACCAACUUUAUUGGGGCACAAAGAGAAUUAUGUGUUGAUAAAAGGUUUCUUGAUGUUAAUGAUAUACGUGAGGAAGCCACUCAACUUAGAAUUGAAUGGAUAUUCAAUUGUCCGCAGAAUCCCAGUGCAGAUGGUUGCUGGGAGCGCCUUAUAAGAAUGAUCAAACGUCUAUUAUUCAAGUCAAUCAGAGAAGAAGCACCGAAAGUGGAAACGUUAUGGGCAGCACUAAUUGAAGCUGAAAACAUCAUUAACAGCCGACCGCUUACAGACAUUCCUUUGACGCACAGCGAGCAGGAGCCACUCACACCAAAUCAUUUCUUGUUAGGCUGUGCCAAUAGUACACAGACACACUAUAAUGAUGCCAUACCUAUCAGCCUCGGUAAACAGUGGCAUAUCCUCCAAGAUAUAAACAGCCGUUUGUGGAAACCAUGGACUACGGAGUUCUUGCCUCAACUUUUUCGACGCCCUAAAUGGUGUAAGGAGGUGGUGCCCCUCAAGGUUGGAUAUUUUGUGAUCGUUUGUGACAAUCUGCUACCAAGAGGUCAAUGGCUCAAGGGUCGAAUUGUUGAAGUGUUUCCGUCCAAGACCGGUCAGGUUAGAUCAGCCCGCGUACAGACCAAGAAUGGUAUCCUAACUCGUCCAGCCACCAAGCCAGCCGCUUGUCAGAUUAGUGAAUCUUGCGAAGAUUCACAGGACGGCGGAAUGUAA